Molecule: messenger RNA, 2167 nt
Organism: Aplosporella prunicola CBS 121167
Lineage: Eukaryota; Fungi; Ascomycota; Dothideomycetes; Botryosphaeriales; Aplosporellaceae
Exons: 2
Coding region: 72-1739 (555 amino acids)
Cellular component (GO): small-subunit processome; box C/D methylation guide snoRNP complex
Molecular function (GO): snoRNA binding
Source: RefSeq, a predicted model, not a curated record
CCGCGACAAGCAGCACAAGUCACCCUACCACACGCCUGCGACGGGCAUAUUUACCCCCUCUCCAAUUAAAUAUGACCCUCUUUAUCCUCACCGAAACCAGCGCUGGUUACGCGCUGCUCAAGGCCAAGGACAAGAAGCUGCUCAAGCGCGAUGAUCUUGCCCAAGAGACUGAGACGGCAGAGGGCACCUGCAACCUCCUCAAGUUGAAGAAGUUUGAGAAGUUCGACAGCGCCGCGACUGCCCUCAACGAAGCGGCGGCCCUCACCGAUGGCAAGGUGUCGCCCAUGCUGGCUUCUCUGCUCGACUCCAUCAAGGACGAGAAGAAGGCGUCCCUCGCCGUGGCCGACCCCAAGCUCGGCAAUGCCAUUGCUAAGCUUCCUGAGCUGUCCAUUCAGCCCAUCGCCGACUCGUCGACCGCCGACAUCUACCGCGCCAUCCGCACUCAUCUUCCUUCCCUCAUCCCCGGCCUGGCACCGGAGGACAUUUCUACCAUGUCGCUGGGUCUUUCCCACUCGCUGUCGCGUCACAAGCUCAAGUUCUCCCCCGACAAGGUCGACACUAUGAUUAUCCAGGCUAUUGCUCUUCUCGAUGAUUUAGAUAAGGAGCUCAACAUCUACGCCAUGAGAGUGAAGGAGUGGUACGGUUGGCAUUUCCCGGAGAUGGCUAAGAUUAUCAACGACAACGUUGCCUACUCGCGUGUUAUUCUUAAGAUGGGCAUGAGGUCAAACUGCGUCAACACCGAUCUUGCCGACGUUCUCCCCGAGGAGAUUGAGGCGUCUCUGAAGGUGGCCGCCGAGGUUUCCAUGGGUACGGAAAUCACCGACGAGGAUCUUGACAACAUCAGGGCUCUGGCUGAGCAGGUUGUUGGCUUCACCGAGUACCGCCAGCAGCUCUCCAACUACCUCUCCACCCGCAUGCAGGCUAUUGCUCCUAACCUCACUGCCCUUGUUGGCGACCUGGUCGGUGCUCGCCUGAUCGCUCACGCCGGUAGCUUGAUGAACCUCGCGAAGGCGCCCGGUUCCACUAUUCAAAUCCUCGGUGCCGAGAAGGCCCUGUUCCGUGCCCUGAAGACCAAGCACGACACUCCCAAGUACGGUCUCAUCUACCACGCUUCUCUCAUCGGUCAGGCGUCCGGCAAGAACAAGGGCAAGAUUGCCCGUAUGCUCGCCUCCAAGGCCGCGCUUGGUCUGCGUGUCGACUCUCUUUCCGACUGGGGAGCGAACAGUGAGGGCACCGCUGUUGAGCCCACUGACGAGGAGAAGUCUGCUCUCGGUAACUCUGCCCGUCUCGCCAUUGAGAGGAGACUGCGCAACCUCGAGGGCAAGCCCAUCCAGAGCAAGGGUGUCGCCAUUGGCCCCUCUGGCCAGACCAAGGCGCCUAAGUGGGACAUCAAGGAGGCUGGCAAGUACAACGCCGAUGCCGAUGGCCUAAGCGGCAACGAGCCUGCCGCCACCGCUCCCCCCGAGGCCAAGAUGGUCGAGGAGGUUGACGGCGCCUCGAGCGACAGCGAGUCCGAGGACGAGAAGCCCAAGGCCGCGGCCAACGGCGACUCCAAGGCAGCGAAGAAGGCCGAGAAGGAGGCUAAGAAGGCGCGGAAGGCGGAGCGCGCGGCCAAGCGUGAGGCCAAGGCGGCCAAGAAGGCGGCGAAGGACGCGACCGACGGUGCGGUGGAUAAGAAGAGGAAGCGCGACGAUGACGGAGAGAAGGACAAGAAGAAGAAGAAGAAGAGCAAGGCGUAAAAGGCGGGCGUGCGCAUUCUUGUUAUUUGGCUCGCAUCGCAUGUCUUAAUGUCGUUUCGUCUCUCUCCACCUAUCUCGAUCCUCUCUCCGCGUCGUCGUCUCCCGUCGUGGCAGGCGUCUCCCGACCGAGGACGGGAACGUCGAGCGAGUCAUCCACGGGCGUUUGGUUGGGCUGUACCAUUGGGCGUAAUGAGGUUGGCGGAACAUACCUGGGCGUUUUUUGUACGCUUGUGCAUAUGAAGUUCAAUGCCAAAAAAGAUAUUUUCACUUCUACAUCUGUUUGACUGUUGGACUACUUAUGUGGUGUGUGUUUGCCUCCCUAGUGCCAUCUCAACGCCGGUUCUGUCUUUUGUCUUCCCGCUUGUGCGUUCUCAUGCUAUCCCAGAGAAUAGAUAUAAAGACCUAACAGCCCACCCCCCGUUCACCUG